This is a messenger RNA of Brassica rapa (field mustard), 624 nucleotides long. RefSeq names its product probable prefoldin subunit 4. Gene Ontology annotation, biological process: protein folding. The record is from RefSeq and is a predicted model, not a curated record. Gene Ontology annotation, cellular component: prefoldin complex; cytoplasm. Lineage: Eukaryota; Viridiplantae; Streptophyta; Magnoliopsida; Brassicales; Brassicaceae.
GACAAAAGAACACACACUGCGGUCGCUUGAGGUUGCCCUUGUCAAUUUUGUGAAUCCCACAACCAAAAUAGAGGAAAAACAAAUUAAAAAAAAAAACUUCAAUCGUCGAGAGGAACGAACGAAAAUGCAGCAGCAAGGGAAGAGUAGUGGAUCUGAGAUGGAGGUGACGUGGCAGGACCAGCAGAACAUUAAUACCUUCAGCCGCUUCAAUAAUCGAUUCCAUGAGCUCGAAGACGAAAUCAAAUUCGCCAAGGAAAAGUGUGAUAAUCUGGAAGAUGCGGGGAACGAGCUGAUCCUUGCUGAUGAGGAGAUGGUGCGGUUUCAAAUAGGAGAAGUCUUUGCUCAUGUGCCCAAGGACGAGGUGGAAACGAGGAUUGAAGAGAUGAAAGAGGCCACCUGCAAAACCCUUGAGAAGCUCGAGCAAGAGAAGCAAUCACUCAUCUCACAAAUGGCUGAGCUUAAGAAGGUGUUGUAUGCUAAGUUCAAGGAUUCUAUCAACCUUGAAGAAGAUUGAAUCUUACAAUACUCUCUGUGUAACCGAGUGUAAACCAGGAUUCUCGAAUUAUAAAACUAUUGGUUUUUUGUUUAUUUGCUUAAUCAUGAGAGAGUUUUAUUGAAACACAA